CUCCCCUCCCACCUCUCUCUCUAUCUGUAAUCACUCUGUGUGCUCUCCUCGUCCCCUCUACUCACAUGGAGACUCUCCGUGCAGCUCUCACGCUCGGUGAGCUUGAAGCUCCACUGAAGCAGAAACAGCAGCCCACAAUCUCAGAGGUGGAGUCCGAGUCCAAUUAUGCGGACCUUGGGGAAACCAACACGGCACUGUCCGCUGGCUCGCGGACGAAUGGCACCAAAACUGUGAAGGUCAUGUUCACAGGGGAGGGGAACCAGCUGGCCGUGUUCCGAUGGAGGGAUACUGGAGAUGCAAAAGACUCUUCCUCUCCGGUCAAAACCGAGAGUUCAGUGGGCGAAGAAGAGCAGGAGGAGCUGAGCUACACGGAAAUGCGCCUAGGCAGUCGCUGUCAACCGGAGGACGAGAAUGCUACACCAACAGCAGAUGCAGAAUCGCACUACAUUACGACUCAUGAGAUCCAGCUGACGGAGCUUGACCAUGAUGCCGACUGUGACUUUGGUCACGGAUCACGCUGGGAUUAUGACGACGACAACCUUGUGUACUCAUUUGUGGAUUACGCAUCGUUUGAGAGUGUUAAUGAGGAUGGAAUAAGGGCCAAAAGCAGCCAACGGAUGGAUGGACAAAGUUCCCGGCCACCCAAACUGGCAGCCACAGGAGCACCGGUUAGCACCGAAAGUGAGCCAUGCGAAUCGGACAAAGGCACGAGCUCAGAUGAGAGUCCCUGCAAAAUGCGAGAUGACAGGCUUUGUUCCACUGGACAGGUUCACAUGGCUGUUAAAGCUUGCCCACCUGUUAGUGCUCAAGAAGAAGAUGCCCACUACCAAACAGUAAGAAACACUGGAGUUUUCGUAAACUCUAUCAGCAAGGAUGAGGCACUUCGGGAGCAUGGCCGUUGUUUCAUCCCAGCCCCAGGUCGCCAGCACCUUGCCAGUAAGUUGAGGGGUAAGGACGUGAACGAGUAUUCGAGUGGUGCAUCUAGUUCCGUUAGUGAGCUGGAUGAUGCGGACAAAGAAGUACGCAACCUAACAGCCAAGUCAUUCCGUAGUCUGGCAUGUCCCUACUUUGAUGCCAUCAACCUGAGGACAUCCAGUGAGUCCUCGGUCUCCGAGCAUGGGCUGAACAGAUGGUCCACCUUUGUUGACUGGAAUUAUGGUGGCAUAGGCCGUGAACGUGGCACACUAGAGGCUACCAAGCUUGCGGAGAACAAAAACAGUAAUGUAGUCACUGCCAUGUCUCAGAAUUUAUCUUCUGAGUCAGCUAGUAAAAUAGAACUGCGGAGCAACUUUCGCUCUGAGGCCAAGGAUGUCACCUCAACUGAGAUGAUGAAUGUCAGUUGCAACAUGGAAGCAGGUUUGAUCACAAAAAGCUCACACAGUCCUAUGGGGUCAUGUGCCACAGCCAAUGUUGCCAUCUCCAAGCCAGCCAGGUCAGAAAAUGAGGCAGCAAGCCAGCCAUCUGAGGUGGAUGAUGGUACAGAGAACACAAUCAAGAAAGCAAUUUUUGCCUCAAGUCUCUUGAAAAAUGUGAUCUCCAAGAAAAUGCAGUUUGAACAAGAGUGUAUGGAGAAGGUGCAAAUGCAGCAUGCCUCGCCAUGCCCUCUGGAUCAGGAACUGGACUCUCACAGGAACAGCACAGGCACGAACGACUUACAAAGGCAGACGUCGGAAGCAGGGUCUAGGCUGUCUGUUGUCUCCCUGGAGGAGCUUGGAGACAUAAUGGACAGUGUUUCCCACCUUUCUGAAGAGGAGGCACAGGAUAGUUCACAUGCUCCCACUGCAGAAGUCGAUGUCGAGUCACCCAACAAAGUAGCAGUCACAUCUAAGGCAGACCCUUCUGAAAGCAAAAAGGGCCAAUUGCCAUGCAGCCAAAAAAGUGCCUUCAAAACCUGGAAAGAUGGUGAGCAAGUGGUCUUCAAGACACACCCUGGAAAUGACAGUAAACCUGCGAAGAUGACCCCGUCCACAUCAGAGCAAGCGAUGGAAAAGAAGAGAGAAAAUGCUAAUGGUAAGACAACAAAGAUGUCCCACUUAUAUGUACCCAGCUCACAUCUCCUCUGCAAAGAGAGGGGUCCAGUAAAGUUUUCAGGAGAAGGAGUGCACAGAGAAACAAGUGGCACUUUAGACCGAAAUCAAGGUGGGAAGCCCCAGGAGAUCACAAUCCGCUUGUGCAGCACAAAAGAAAACAACAGCAACCGAUUUAGCAUCGCCAGCCUCCUGACUCCUAACAUUGGACGCAACCCCGUUAAGAGCCAUGUGCUUUCUGUGAGCGACAAAGCACCACACUUCAUGGUGAGGGAUGUCCGGGACAACAAAUGGAAGCUCCAUACCCCCAUCCACCAGGUGCGAGAUGUGCGCAAGCUGGUGAAAAGCUCCUACAGGUUUGUGUCUCUGGAGAACGUGGAGCAUAAAACAGUACCCUCUGCAUCACAUGAGGAAAGCCAGGUCAUGAAGAAAGAACCUGACAAAGCACAAUUCCCAAGUCCCAUGGUGAUCAAGUGUCAGUCUGUGAACACAAGUAGUGGCAUGCAACGAAGUGCAAAAGUGAGUGGUGAGACCUUACGGGAAACAGAGAUGGGGAGGGAGAUCUCACAAUGCACCAGAAAUGACAGCAUGCGUCGGGUGGCAUGCACGAAACAGCCUGACCCUAAAUUGGUUAAGCAGAAAGUGGAGUGCAGGCUCACAAACCAGGCAGCUCUUGAGAAGCUGAAGGCGGCUGUGAAAACGAUGGAACAGCUCUACGUCUUUGACAGGAAUGAGUGGAAGCGCAAAACAGAGGCACCCCAGGUGGUAACAGACAGUCAUGUACUCUCCCUCAUCGCCAGUGAGGAACACAGGCUGACAGGCAAAAUGGACCCUGAAGAUGAACAGAGGAAAUUCACGAACAUUGAGUCUCACACAGACAGGAUACGCAUGAAACCAGUUGUGCAAAUAGACGCACCUAAAACCUUCACCACUAAGCCCGAAUCAUAUGACAGCAGGUAUUUGUUGGGUCCAGGAAGUAGUCUAGGCAGUAAAACUGCUAUUAGCGCACAGCAGGACAGACAGUGUUCCACCAGGGGGAAGUCCAGUUCCACUAAAGGACCCUUGCGUCUGAAGAUUUCUCCAUCUAAAACUAAGCUAGAAGAAAAAGAGGUGAUCAGCACCACUGCUUCAGAGACUCUUGCUAAACCUCAGCACUCGCAUCCCGCACUCUCUGAUUCUGAAAACUAUCUGAGCAUCCCUGUUAAAUCUUGCCCCACUGACCACAACCUUGCUCCCCAACCCCGUCCCUCGCAAUCCCACCCACCCCUGCAGCGCUCCCCAGUCGUCACAGACUCUUGGUCUCCUGAGAGCCCGACAGCAACGAUGGUGUGUCACCACACAGCUCACCCACAACUACUAUGCAUUACACCCCCCAUGGAUGUCCCUGUCCCAAGCACUCAGCGCAAGCUGCUGCUGGACCCCACCACUGGUCAGUGUUACCUGGUAGACACCCCAAUCCCCCUGCAGCCAGCCACUCAGAGACUCUAUUUCCCUGAAAGUGGCCGAUAUCUGGACGUACCACUGUCUGUCACCCCUGGAUCCAUCUCACCCAUCCCCCUUAGCCCAGCCUAUGCCACCCCACCCUACUUCAUCUACCCACCAACCUUGCUACCGCUUCAUUCACAAGUCCAGUCAUCUGCAUGUUCAGAGGGUGACAGUGUGGGAUCUGCACCAGGCCUGUACCUCGCACCACCAGGAGUAGCAACAUCCAGCACUAAGCCAGUUAUUAGCAUCACAUCACAACAAGGGCCCCGAAUUAUCGCCCCUCCAUCAUUUGAUGGGACGACCAUGAGCUUUGUUGUGGAGCACAGAUAACUGAGGGUUUGGAGGAAUGUGUGUGUGUAUAUGUGUGUCUCCUGUUCUCACCCCUCCACCUUGGCUGAACAAGCUCCCACGGUUACAGGAAAUCAUCUGCGUCACUUCCUGAGCUCGGGCUUCCUGUGCGCACUGCGGUUUUCCGUAGCUCUGCGCAACGAGGGAUGGUUCAAAGGCUUUCACGGCAGCGUUCAGGUGUGGAGAACAGCCGAAAAAAGCGCUUCUUUUCUCUCUUUUUAACCAAAGCACUGUGUGGAAGCUCAUUUCUGCCAGGAAAGGAGAAGAAAAUCACUUUCCCUGAUAAUUAUAAUCACUCAAAAUGCUCUUUCACAUGGCUUACUGCCUUCCUCCAACUUUCCACUUACACAUAAUUUGACUUAGUACAUUUAAAAAAUAAAAAUUUCUGACUUAUUUUCUUAGGAUUAUGCCUUAUUCUCUUAAAAUAGGAACUUCCGUUCUCAGCAUUUUGACUUCUCUUGAAAUAUUCACUUAUUUUUGUGAGAUUUCAAAUAUUGGUCUAAAUAUUUCCUCAAAAAAAUUUUUUUCUUAAGUUUUGUUGACUUUUCCCAACAUUUUGACUUAUUAUAUCUAAACAGUCACUACUUUUCUCAAGAUUUUUGACUAAUUUCACAAUUCAUUUCUCAAAUUAUUUUCUUUUUCCUCAAAAUAAUGACCUAUUACUUCAAAACUGUGUCACAAACUAAACCUGAGGGCUUAUCUCCUGAAAUUUCAAAAAUAAAAAAUUCUCAAAUUGUUCACUUAUGUUCUCGAAGCAGUGAUACGUUUUCUCUGAAUUUUGACAUGUCUAAAAAAAUGAUAAUUAAUUUUCUCAAAUGUUUGACUUUUGUCAAAGUAAUUACAUAUUUUCUCUAGAUUUUUUGACGUAAUAUGUUGAAAUAACUAUAUUUUGUCUAAAUACUAUUAUAAUUUGUAUGUAUAUCAAUAUAUAUGGCUGGCGGAAACAGAGACGAGGAAAAAACCCACACUUUUUUGCCUCCUGGCGGAAAAUUGCUUAUGCUGUGGAGCCUGACUGAGUCGAGCAUUUUGACUGAGCAUUAUUUUUUGUUGUUGUUGAGAGAAAUUAUGCUUGACUUGUAUUGAUUCAGUCCUCUAGCUUGGUGCUACUGUGCUGAAAGGGUGUCUGCAGGUCAUGUGGACCUGUGUGUGGACCUCACGUAACGACUGUGAUGAAAACGUAAUACUUUUUAGGUGUUUAUAUGCGUGAGUGAAGGAACGACUGCUCUGCCUCUGUGAAGCUGAACAGGUCUUUACAACGUCGUGGCCUGUUAAUGGGCACUGUGGUAAAAAGUCAAACACUGAAUUUUAAAACUGGAACUUCUUUCUUUUUUUUUUUCUAGAUAUUCUGUGUAUUAAACGACUGCAAUCAUUUGAAACCCUUUCUGCUGUCAUUUCCUUUGUUAGUUCAGAUUAGCUCUGUUAGCCUAGCCUGUUUGCUUUAGCUUUGUUCUUUUGUUUUUUGGAUCCUUUUAUGUGAGCAUACAUUAAAGGUAUAUGGAGCUGCAGGCCAGUCUGUUUA
Pygocentrus nattereri (red-bellied piranha) is the source of this 5379-nucleotide messenger RNA. RefSeq lists its product as uncharacterized. The transcript has 2 exons. NCBI's taxonomy places the organism in Eukaryota, Metazoa, Chordata, Actinopteri, Characiformes, Serrasalmidae. Bases 66 to 3842 code for a protein of 1258 amino acids. The record is from RefSeq and is a predicted model, not a curated record.